This is a messenger RNA of Prunus armeniaca (apricot), 261 nucleotides long. The record is from the annotation of a GenBank genome assembly. NCBI's taxonomy places the organism in Eukaryota, Viridiplantae, Streptophyta, Magnoliopsida, Rosales, Rosaceae.
AUGCAGGUUACUCUUGGAAGUGAAGAGUCAACCAUUGCACUGGAGGCCAACUGCGUUGUUUGCAAACUGUUUCUGGGAUACAAGAUUGAAAAACUGCGGGAUCGUAGCAUUAAAUUACCAAAGGAGGGCCAGUUUUUCCUUGACGUGCAGAAGCUGGAUGCCUACCUGGAGCCCACAGAAGCCAGUCCUGUCCCCUUAUGCAAUAGAGUAUACUAUCCAGGCCCACAGAACCAUGUGGCUCUCGCAAUCCAUGCCGUAUGA